Molecule: messenger RNA, 3369 nt
Organism: Umbelopsis ramanniana AG
Lineage: Eukaryota; Fungi; Mucoromycota; Umbelopsidomycetes; Umbelopsidales; Umbelopsidaceae
Exons: 13
Coding region: 81-3008 (975 amino acids)
Biological process (GO): protein deubiquitination; double-strand break repair via homologous recombination
Molecular function (GO): ubiquitin binding
Source: RefSeq, a predicted model, not a curated record
CGCUGUGCAAAGUGCUGUACUCAGCUUCGUUGCGUCGGGACUUGAGGUGAAGUCUUUGAGGUUGACCUAACGUCCUCUAUAUGAUGAGGGCUACUACUCGUCGAAAGGUCUCAUACGUUGUAAAGAAUGAAAAUGAUGAUCUUGCCCACCGCUUAGGUGUCAAUUCUCUGGCUUUAGAUCCAUCGGCUGGUAGAUACCCCAACUCUCAUGUAAAUGAAGGCGGCAUUCUAUAUACUGCAGGUCGAGACGGUGUUGUGGCCGGCUGGGACUUGCAUAUGCCCUUUCAACGUGCAGCAAAAUUCGAAAUAGAUGAAGAAGACACUGACACACCGAGAAGAGAGUGGUUAUUGGAUCAAUCGGCUAUUCCUUCCCCACCACCAAAGUCCACACCUCGUGUGUUUUCGCAAACUCAUACUGAUUGGGUUAAUGACAUUAUACUUUGCAAUAAUAAGGAAGUCGUGGUAUCUGCUUCCUCUGAUAGGACCAUCAAGCUUUGGAAGCCCCAUAGCACAACUUUCAAUAGUAUACAUACGCUUGGAAAUCAUGCCGACUUUGUUAAAUGCUUGGCAGCGACCGACGCAACAAAUUGGGUUGCUAGCGCGGGCUUUGAUAGAAAAGUCAGUCUUUGGGAUUUGAACGAAUCCAGAAGCUCUGCUAUCUUGACAUUUUCUACAGCCUCCCAACAACACGGUUUAACUAAUGUAUCAGGGCAUGUGUCUGAUUCAUCUCCCAAAGCGUCCAUUUAUGCCUUGGCAACUAAUUUACACGGGAAUAUAAUUGCCACUGGCUCACCUGAAAAGGUUGUGAGGCUUUGGGAUUCAAGGUCUGGAAAGCGCAUCACAAAGUUCACGGGCCAUACUGACAAUAUCCGUGCGCUGCUAAUCAGCGAUGACGGCCAAUUGGUAUUGUCAGGGUCGUCCGAUUCAACUAUCAAACUUUGGUCAACAAAAACUUCUAGAUGUCUCGCUACCUAUGAGACCCACACAGAUUCAGUAUGGACACUGUAUUCGGAUCAUCCUCAGCUCAAGACAUUCUUUGCAGGCUCAAAGGACGGCUUGGUGACUAGAACAGAGCUUGGCAGUCAUGAAGCUGGUGGUUCAUCUGGAGAAGACGAAUGCGUUGGUAUUUUCAAGGAGAACGGAGGAGUUGCCAAGAUUGUUGUAUUAGACGACCGAUAUGUAUGGACUGCUACAUCUAGUUCAAGCGUCAAUCGAUGGUUGAGUAUACCACCAAAGCACUCCCGCGGCUUGUUAUCACGAUCAGCGUACAAUCCCGAAAUACCCAACAGCGCCAUGGUCCAACUACCCCCACCAGACAUUGCGUUUUCAGGGCCCCUACCGGAAUCAUUUAUGAGCAGUGAGAACAUGACUUUGUAUGCUGGUUCAGUUCUGUCCAUCCCCAUGAGCUAUCAUGAAGAUGAUGCAGAAUCGAGUGAAACAUUGAUCCCACUUCGUGACACACCAGAAAGUGUAAUUGAAGGAAAACCGGGUCUCAGCUCACAUCUGAUGCUAAACAAUCGUCGAUAUGUCCUGACUGUGGAUACUGAAGGCCAAGUCGCACAGUGGGAUCUAGUUGAGUGCAAAAAAAUCAAGAUAUUUGGCAAGCGGCCAAUCGAAGAAGUGGCUCAGCAGAUCAACACCAUGGAGACGUUCUCCAACUGGUGCGCUGUGGAUACUAAGAUUGGUGCUAUUACUGUUCACUUGGAUGAGCAGACAUGCUUCGAUUGUGAGAUGUACGCUGAUGAAGCGAACUUGCCCGAAGACUACGAGAUCCGAGAGGAACAAAGAAUCAACUUAGGAAAGUGGGUGUUACGAUACUUGUUUGAAGGUUUUGUCACUGCGGAAUUGGUUGUUCAAGAAGAAGAAUUACAAAACUUUAAAGAAUUGCAAACCGAUGAGUCCCCUACUCAUACCGGAAGGUCUUCUCCGAAUUUCAAUCAACAAGUACCAGAGCUACAAACACCCAACAUCAAGGCGACUGAAAACGUGGACCUGAGUCAAAAUACUGCUACCCACCAUAGUGGAGCAGCAACUGCACCAACAACGGCAUUUCAACGACAAGACUACUUUUCUGGUGCUCACCAUGAUAAUCCACCGCAAACGCCGUUGAUACAAGCUCCUCCGCCAGCUGCAUUUACUUCCAAUAAUGGUCCAAUGUCACCAACCACUGGAGGUUUCAUGGGGCGGUUGCGCAAUUUGUCUGUUAAGGCCAAGCUGGGUCGUACACCGAGUGCCGAAGCUAAAAUGGAAGGUGGUAUGAUGAGCAGUUUGGCUUCGUCAGCAGAUAAUUCAUCAAGUUUACAAUCGUCGAAUCCGUUGCAUGCACGAGCAGCGUCCACACCUGAACAGGGAGCUUACAAUCCCGACAUGGCAUCCAAACAAACAAAAGGUGUGGCAGCCGACGCUCAUCAACAAGCAGACUCCAAGCAAGCUCAACUUGAACCUCCAGUUCCUCCAGUACCGGAAACUGCUAGUUUGUAUACACCUGCCACUGUGAAUGAAGUUCCUACAAUUGAGAUCCCUCCUACGACGACGGUUAUUAUUUCUGAAGAAAGCUUUGAGGCGUCGACUAGUAUGGAUUUGUAUCGUGGAACAGUUGGAUCUACUGUCAAUGACGCCAAAGUGAUCGAAAAGGUUGCCCCCAAUUGGUUAUUGGACUAUCUCCUCUAUAACAAAGCACCCCACAAAGAACCCGUCAAGCUGACCUUUGUGCUUCGGCCGCAUGAGUCUUCUAAUUUGCCUGAAUUACCUGGUGGCGCUCAUAACAGACUGUUAGCUAACAGAGUGCUUCGGGUGAGAAAACUCGCUCAGUACAUAGUCGAUCGACUGAAGUCCGAGGAUGAGAUGGCAUAUGGUCACUUGCAGGCUGAUGGUAUAGAACUUCUUUGUGGUGAGACUGCGCUUGGACCUACCAUGACACUGGCAACCAUCAAACAGAGGAUACUGAAAGCCAGCGGUGAUGUUCCAUUAAGUUAUCGCCUAAAUGAAAAUUUUAAAAAUUCGUCUUAGAAAAUUUGUUCAAUCAUCUCAUAAUUUCUUUUGGCACACCGUCCUUUCCGUUUUUUUUAUUCUUCUUCCGCCAUCAAUUCCCUCUCCAGACCGUUCAUCUUCCCUUCACAUUCUCACCCAUGGCACACGGAAGGAACCGAUUGUACUUUGCGAUCGCCUUCUUAGUGUCAGCCAUACCUUCACUCGUCGCUACCUAUCUUAUGGCUCACGAAUACACUGCGCUCAGCUUAAUUCUCUUCAUUACCUCAUUGCUAUGUCUAGUUAUAUCCAUUGUCAUGUUCCUUGGCUACAAAACCAUCAAAAAAGGUGCACCUGUCGUUGCUCGCACUUUGUCUCGGACCAGUAAAUUGCUGUCACCUAU